AUGGAAACACCAACAGAUACUCUGGACGAAAAAAUCAGAAAAAUUAUAAGUGAAUACAGCUGCAUACACUGUGGCAGCCCAAUCAGCAAAAGUGCGCAGCAUAGUGAGCUAUAUCGAACUUCCCCAGCCAAAUUUAAUUUCGCAGACCAAGCAGACUCAGUUAAAGACCAAGGCCAAAAUGCUAGCUUAAUAAAGCCAUCUUCAGAGUCAAAUUCUCUAUUUUUAGAAUCAUUAGAAACCUUUGCUGCGUUAAAAUCAAAACUUCCUCAGUCUUCUCAACCCCCAAUAACUCCAUGUGCAGGAGUCGUGAUUCCUUUGAGAUCAGGAGAAACAGUCAUUUCGCAUGGAGACGCGAUCAAAAAAUUCAAAGUAACUAGAGCUGUUCCUUUGAAGAAACAUUCUGAAAGUAAAAAAACACAGCAGCAAAACUUGAAAAAUGAACGAAAAAUCAGCUUAAAACCAAAAAAUGAGGCAAAAAUUACCCCAAAAACUCCUCUUUCCAGCACAGGACCAAUAAAGACUCCGCUAAAACCAAAAGAAAUUUCCAGCCCAAAAUCUCCUAACUCCCCCCCCCCUCCGUGAGUGAACAAAACCAUUAGAAAAAUCCCUAUUUUUUGCCCAAAAACCCACCCUCCGUGAGUGAACAAAAAUUUUUUUAAUAGAAAAAUGUUUUAUGGAAAAAAAUUUUGAUAUAUAUAAAUGAUAAUUAUUAUAAUGAAAUCUAGAGCUAAUUCUGUUUAUUUUUAAACGAAUUACUUUUUUAAAACAUAAAUUUUGCAAAUUGAAUUAAUAUUUGCUUUCCAAUUUUGUUCACUCACGGAGGGGGGGAGUAAAGUAAUAGAAUUUUCCUUAAAAGAAUAUUUUGUGAGCAAAGACCUUUCCCCAACCCCAUUAUUAGAUGUCCCUAAGCCAUAUCCCUAUAAAUCAGCUGACUUAGAGCAGCCAUCUCCAACACCCCAUAGAAAUAUCACAAUAAAUCUAGUAGAAAGCAUAAAACAGUGAAACCCUUUAGACUCUCCUAAAACAGCUGAUGCCUUAACAGCCAGGUCAGCUGCAUCUCCUAAUAACAAAAAAUCCAGCUAUAGAGCCUUAUUAAGUAAAUCCCACAGCACAAAAUUUAUUGACAUAAAAAAUCCUAUAAUUGAAAAAAGGAGGUUUUCCGAAGAUAACGUAAAAUCUAAUAGUGAUUUCGCCCCAAGACUUAAAAGAAAGCCAUAA
Messenger RNA from Blepharisma stoltei, 1218 nucleotides. The record is from the annotation of a GenBank genome assembly. Lineage: Eukaryota; Ciliophora; Heterotrichea; Heterotrichida; Blepharismidae.